This is a messenger RNA of Suillus paluster, 1505 nucleotides long. Its product is annotated as CTLH/CRA C-terminal to lish motif domain-containing protein. The record is from RefSeq and is a predicted model, not a curated record. Gene Ontology annotation, molecular function: ubiquitin protein ligase activity. Gene Ontology annotation, cellular component: cytoplasm; nucleus; GID complex. Gene Ontology annotation, biological process: proteasome-mediated ubiquitin-dependent protein catabolic process. The transcript is spliced from 7 exons. NCBI's taxonomy places the organism in Eukaryota, Fungi, Basidiomycota, Agaricomycetes, Boletales, Suillaceae. The coding region runs from base 93 to 1289 and encodes 398 amino acids.
AAUAAUACUCGACAGCACACUUCGAUAGUCAUUUCCACCAACGCCAGCCCCGACAAGCUAAGGUAUCAAAGACAAGGUCUUAUACUAUUGAUAUGAGCUCAACGAAACUCAAUUCUGAGGGUCUAUUGUUAUUCGAGCAACCUUUUGCACGGGUCCCUUAUGAAAACUAUCGGAAGGUAUUCCGUGCAACACAACGGAACAUAGAGCGCGAGCUCGGAAAUGUCCAGACUUCCUCGAAUGACUUACUAAAACGAUCCAAGAGCCGCGAGGUCAACCUCGAGGAAGCCGCCAAGAGUGUAGAUGGGAUGAUAGGUCGGGUGGAGAACCUCAAGCGCAAGCUUUCUGAACUGCAGGAUACCGCUGGAAAACCUACCCUUGAUGUCACUCGGGAGAGGCUGCAGCAUAUCACGGCGGUAGAGACCCUGCAAACCACCAAUAGCCUCGAUUUUUCGCGGUGGGCAGACACGCGGCUUGACAGAUGGCUUGUUGACUGGGCCCUUCGGUCUGGACGGGAAAAUACGGCACGAAAGCUGGCACAAGACAGGAACAUAGAGACCCUUGUGGACAUUGAUCUGUUCACAGAUAUCCGAAGAAUUGAAUUCGCACUUUCCCAGCACAGUUGCACUGAAGCACUGGCAUGGUGUAGCGAGAACAAGACGGCGUUGCGGAAAAUUAAGAGCACACUUGAAUUUGAACUUCGCUUACAAGAGUACAUCGAGUUGGCGCGUGUUCAGAAGAAGCAGGAGGCCAUGGCUUACUCGAGAAAGCAUCUCGUGUCAUGGCAAGAAACACAUAUCAACCAGAUUAUGCAGGCUGCCACGCUACUUGCAAUAAAACCUUCUACGAUGUGUGGUCCGUACCGCAGACUGUAUGACAAUUCCCGUUGGCUUAAUCUUAUCCAAGCAUUUCGGCUUGCGAUUUACAAUCUCAACUCUUUACCCACUGAACCCCUUCUUAAUCUUGCUCUCUAUUCUGGUCUCGCUUCACUGAAGCUUCCUUCCUGCAAUGACCAGCUAUCCCACAAUGUGGACUGCCCGGUAUGCGACCCCAGUAUAAACACACUGGCUGAAGAAGUUCCGUUCAGCCACCACGCCAACUCCACUAUUGUUUGUCGAAUUAGUGGUAAUAUCAUGGACGAGGAUAACAUGCCCAUGGCGUUUCCCAGUGGUCAGGUUUACUCCAGAGAGGCGCUGGAAGAUAUGGCUGCCAAACACAAUGGCAUGGUCACUUGUCCACUGAGUGACCAGAAGUGCGAGUUCAGCGCACUCAAGAAAGUAUUCAUCUCCUAGCUAUUUACUUCGAGGUGUGGAAUGCCGGACUCGUCGCCUCAGCAGUUUACUUCAAUUCUCACUGUAAUGAACCUACGCCCAUUUUUUCAUCAUCGUGUAAUAACAUUCACAAAGCAUACAAUGUAUUUCCGACUCGACAAAGGACAGGAAGGUGUCUGUUAAGAAUCUUUGUCCCUUUUGUCCCUGCCCCAGCCGGAAUCGACUGUAUUCGUGAGU